Messenger RNA from Micropterus dolomieu (smallmouth bass), 1777 nucleotides. Its product is annotated as voltage-dependent calcium channel gamma-7 subunit-like. Gene Ontology annotation, molecular function: channel regulator activity; voltage-gated calcium channel activity. The coding region runs from base 76 to 1173 and encodes 365 amino acids. NCBI's taxonomy places the organism in Eukaryota, Metazoa, Chordata, Actinopteri, Centrarchiformes, Centrarchidae. Gene Ontology annotation, cellular component: postsynaptic density membrane; AMPA glutamate receptor complex. The record is from RefSeq and is a predicted model, not a curated record. Gene Ontology annotation, biological process: transmission of nerve impulse; positive regulation of synaptic transmission, glutamatergic; postsynaptic neurotransmitter receptor diffusion trapping. The transcript has 6 exons.
UUUGGUGGCCAGGCUUCUCAGUGCGCACAGAUCUCUCGUCGGCUGCACUGUCCGACCAUCUCUCCGCUCUGCAGGAUGAGUUCAUUCAGUACAAGGGCUUUGACGCUGCUCUCGUCGGUUUUCGGGGCCUGUGGUUUGCUCUUGGUGGGAGUUGCUGUGUCAACAGACUACUGGCUGUUGAUGGAGGAGGGAAUUGUCCUACAGCAGAACCAGACCACCGAGGUCAAGAUGGCGCUGCACUCUGGCCUCUGGAGGGUCUGCUUUGUGGCAGGACCAGAGAAGGGCAGAUGUGUGGCAGCAGAGUAUUUCACCGAGCCAGAGAUAGAGAUCACAACAGAAAAUACCGCCAACAUACUCAAAAUGGUCCGAACUGCCACUCCCUUCCCGAUGGUGUCACUGCUCUUUGUCUUCACUGCUUUCGUCAUCAGCAACAUUGGACACAUUCGGCCGCAGCGCACCAUCCUCGCCUUUGUUUCUGGAAUAUUCUUCAUACUGUCAGGUCUCAGUCUGGUCGUUGGUCUGGUCUUGUAUAUCUCCAGUAUUAAUGACGAGGUGAUGAACCGACCCAGAGAGCCAGAGCAGUUCUUCCACUACCGCUACGGCUGGUCCUUUGCCUUUGCUGCCUCCUCCUUCCUUCUUAAAGAGGGUGCAGGAGUAAUGUCCGUUUACCUCUUCAUGAAGCGUUAUGCUGAGGAGGAGCUAUACAGGCCUCAUCCCGCCCUCUACCGCCCCCGCAUGUCCGACUGCAGCGACUACAGCGGUCAGUUCCUCCAUCCAGACUCCUGGCCUCCACCACAGCGUGGCCGCAGCGCCUCGGAAGUCUCCUCUGACAUCUCCAUCCAGCUCAACCAGACCCCGCCUCCGCAGCAGCCACCCAAGGGGGGCAGCAGCUCCCAGCCGACACCUUCUUCUUCUGGGCCUUCAUCAGCAGCCAGCUAUCAGCUCCAGCCGGCUUCCUCCUCCUCCACCUCCUCCUCUUACCCACACCCCCUCCACCUAGCUGCCACCUCCACCCUACCCAGAGCAUCCCAUGCUCAUGCCCACGCCCACCCUCAGCCGCACCCCCACCCGAGCGGGCCCCCGCCCCAGUCCCUGCCCAUGGCGGCGCCACCUUCAGCCGUGCCUCCUCCCCGCUAUCACACUCACAUGCGAAUGAGCGCCUCGCCAUGCUAGGCUACAUAUGCAGGGAAGGGGAGGGAAAACACAACUGGGGGGAUUAGAUUGGCUCAGUUACAGCUCUUACACACCACAAGACAACACACACACAAACAAAAAUCUUGUAUCCUCAAAGUGUGGGAGGAGGGAUGCAGCAGAGUGGAUGAAGGGGGGAGGUUUAAGGAGAUCAAAAAGAGGGGAGAGGAGAAGUGGAAAAGAGGGGAGGAGAGGCAGGUGGGUGGAGGGAUGACUCACUGCUGAUGCCGAGCCCAAGAUGAAGAGAGACACUUAACAAAACUUUUAACACUCUGGGUGGGAUAAUGGGAGGGGAGGAGUGAGGGAUACGAUGAUUAGUAGCAAGACGUUUGUGGGGUUUCUGACGGGUACAUUUCUCACCAGGGCCGUGAUACACUGGCAACAGUGAGAAGCAGCACAGGAAACAGGAAGCUGAAUCAUUUCCAAAACACUGUCUGUACACAAAAAGAACAAAUAAGUGAAAGAAUAUAUAUCUGGCUGUAAAUGUCCUUUCACCAUACAAGGACUAUGGUGACCUGCUUUUCCUUGAAAAGACUUAGAUUAUUAAUAAAUAAAUACAUCCAUCAUCUCUAUGUAAUUCCGUGAA